Hypoxylon fragiforme is the source of this 1359-nucleotide messenger RNA. RefSeq lists its product as uncharacterized. Bases 1 to 1359 code for a protein of 452 amino acids. The record is from RefSeq and is a predicted model, not a curated record. The transcript has a single exon. Lineage: Eukaryota; Fungi; Ascomycota; Sordariomycetes; Xylariales; Hypoxylaceae.
AUGAUACGUCCAACGCAGGCAUUCGUAUUGACGGGGAUAUUGCUGAGCGGUAGUUUCAUGACACUGCUGCUGCUGCGCACGAAUCUCGGACGCGAAGUUUUCGAGCCGAUCAAUAUCCUGCAAGGAGGAGGAAGUCCGAAAGAUGCGCAGCCCUCUCCCCGAUAUAGACCAACCCCUUCCUACACGCCGCCGCCCAUACAAGACCCGUUUCCGGCCUUGGCCACGUCGGCACCACCACCAAUACCAGCGUACAACGUCCCCGAGAAGGAGCUGUGGAAGAAGUACGGGCUGGAGAUCGCGCCGCCGCUCAUCAUCGGGUUCACGCGGGCCUGGCCCAUGCUACUGCAAACCGUCGUCUCGUACAUCACCGCCGGCUGGCCCGCCGAGCAGAUCUACGUCGUGGAGAACACGGGGAUGCAGCAGGCCAACGCGCGGGGCCAGCUGACCCUGCAGCACCCGUGGUACCUCUCGCACCGGCACCUCGCGCGGCUCGGCGUCAACGUCGUGCAGACGCCCGUCCUGCUCUCCUUCGCGCAGCUGCAGAACUUCUACCUCUCGCUCUCGCACGCGCGCCGCUGGCCGUACUACUUCUGGAGCCACAUGGACGUGCUCGCGCUCGCGCACGAGGGCGGCUUCGAGGGGCUGACCCCCCGCGCCGGCGAGCCGGGCUACAGGAGCCUGUACGCGCUGUGCCUCGAGGAGCUGCGCCGCACGCUGGCCACCGACGCCGAGCGCUGGGGGCUGCGGUUCUUCGCGUACGACCACCUCACGCUGCAGAACCCCCGCGCGCUCGAGGACGUCGGCGGCUGGGACACGCUGAUCCCCUACUACAUGACCGACUGCGACACGUACACGCGCCUGCACAUGCGCAACUGGUCGCAGGUCGAUGCGAACUGUGGGGUCAUCACGGACACGUCGGUCGCGCUGGAUGAUUUGAGGGCGCUGUACAGGGACCCGGGUGUUACGCCGGACUUUAGGGAUCCGAAUCCGCCGCCGCCGCCACCACCGCCGACAGAAGGGGAAGGGGAUGAGCACACGAAGAGAAGCACCGAGAACGCCAACCCCGCCCCCACCGAUCCCCUCGAAUACUGGAAAGUGCUCCUCAGCGUCGCGGACCGCAUGUUCCACUACAAGCACGGCAACGACCGCGGGCGCAACACCUGGCAGUCGGGGCAGCACGGCGGGCAGGGGGAGCCGUUCUACUACGACGCUGCCGGGUUUUCGGAGGCGCUAGGCGUCCUGACCGAGGCGGGCAAGGAGGUCUUUCGGCGGAAGUGGGGACAUGGGGAUUGUGAUCUUAUCAAGGGGGCGGGGCUGAAGUUUGAGGACCAGUGGCGGGUGCUUAAGGAUUGGGAGUAG